CUGACUUGUUUGACCCGAUAUAACCUCAGCUUGAUAUUUCAACAAAAAUUUGAAAUCCCUAGAAGCCUAAAGAAAAGGGGGGGAAGAUGAGGUCGAUGCCGAUGGAAUUCGUGGCGGACCCAGACGACCAAGGUUCAGCCAUGGAAGUCGACGAUGUUGACACACCGGAGAUCUUCGGCGAAGGCAUCGUCGCUUCCGACAAUUUUGAUGACUCCGAUAUCGACUAAAAAAACAAAGAAGAAUCGAUACUCAUCUAUCCUUUUUUUCCCCUUCUUACUUUCGCUUUUUAGGGUCUGAAGUUUCUUAAAACUUUGUUCAAUUUAGUUGAAUCUGAACUGCACUAUGGAUGCUUAUCUGUAUGCAAAUCCUGUGAAUCGUCACAGGUCCUCGGGUUCAACUACAUAAUACAAAUUCCACCUCUGAACUUCAUUUUUCCUUCAAAAUAAAGCUUCGAUUUGAUCUCUUUUAGUGAGACAAAUGGCUGAAAAUCUUAUGCAUGCUUUACAAUAUAACAGCUAUGGUGGAGGCGCUGUUGCUUUGAAGCAUGUUGAAGUUCCGAUCCCAACUCCAAAUAAAGAAAACCAACUUCCCUUCUUUCCCAUACUGCCAGAAAAUUUAGGGACCGCACGACUUGUGGUUGAUUUCGAUAGGUGGUGGACUGGUGAGGAAUCUGUGAAUGUUCUCUUAGAAGCCGCAGGCCAAGACAACCGUAUUUUCUUUUUCUAUUUCCCACACUUGGGUAUGAUAAUGGUAGCAUUGGAGUUGAGGUUCUCACACCGAAAAAGGAACACAUGCCCUAUGCCCUAUUUUCAUUUAAGGACCGCCAAGGAAAUUCUGAAACUGAAAGCUGAUUGAUCGGAUAUGUAUGCCGGCUUUCAUCAACUACUUUUGAAGGCCUUACUAGGAAUUGAAGUGGUGUGCAAAGAGAUUGCUUCUUCCGAUCUGAUUUUUCGAUAUAAAUACUGGACAAAGGAUGGAUAUUUUACUGUUGUUAGUAAAAUAGGAUUCUCUUCUUAGGAUCUUAGUUUCUUCACUUGUAUUAGACUCAACAAUGGCUUGAAUUGCAUUGGUGUUGAUUUUAUCAAAAUUUUGAGGUUUGUAAUUUUUAAUUUUUAUUAAUUAUUUAUGUUUUCUCACUUUUAUUAAUUUUUAUUAUUAUUUAAACUUUUUUUA
This is a messenger RNA of Gossypium raimondii (Peruvian cotton), 1173 nucleotides long. RefSeq lists its product as hypothetical. Bases 478 to 855 code for a protein of 125 amino acids. Lineage: Eukaryota; Viridiplantae; Streptophyta; Magnoliopsida; Malvales; Malvaceae. The record is from RefSeq and is a predicted model, not a curated record. The transcript is spliced from 5 exons.